AUGAGAUACUGACCAACCAUAUCUUGCAGCAACCAGGCCUAUGUAGUGGAGCUGAAACCGAAAUUUAGACCAACAACUGAAGAAGGAUUUUGAUGAGAGGUAGAGCUGUGUGGGAAUAAAGCAACUAUUUUCCACUCCGACUUUAAGUAUACGUUUGUGAUCAUCAUCCCCAGCAAAAGAGCAGGGACAAAUGGUCCAAUUGCCAAGAAGAGGAUACACCGAAAAAUCAAAGCUAAUCUAACUAAAGAUAAAGUAGUUGAAUAGAAGGCUGACAUACAGUUGAAGGGUUGAGGAUGUCUGUAAGCUUGAACUAAAUACUGUUCCAGAAUUGCAAAGCUGCCUAGCUCGAUCAACAAUCCAUAAACUUGAUCUUUCAAAUUGAGGAGGACCAAAAUACUGAGAUUGAAAGAACCGGUCAAAAAGGUUUGCAAAUUAAUCAAAGGAUUAUCUCAAAGCAAAAACUUUAAGACAAGCCCUUGUGGUAUCGUAGUGUUAGGCUGGGAAAUGAACAUGAGAUACAUACGCAAAAUAUUUGAUGAAAACGGCUUCAAAUAUGUGAA
Molecule: messenger RNA, 560 nt
Organism: Moneuplotes crassus
Lineage: Eukaryota; Ciliophora; Spirotrichea; Euplotida; Euplotidae
Source: the annotation of a GenBank genome assembly